CAGGGCCCGGCCGGUGGAGCGAGCGGGGAAGGACUGCGAACCGAGCGUGGAGCGCGCAGGGAGCAGACAGCGGACCGUGAGUGAGUGACUUCUGCACAACCAGCUGGGCACCAUGAACGGCCACGCUUCUCUCGAUGUCCUGAUCACCAAUGGCACUGAGCCAGCCAUCAUCCCCAAGACCACGAAGACCGGGCUGGAAGCCAGCAUUCCCUCUGGGCCACAGGCCAGGAGCAUUGCCGGGGUGUAUGUGGAGGCCUCAGGCCAGGCCCAGAGUCUCUACACUGCCAUGAAGCAGGGCCUCCUGCCUGAUGGGCUCGGGCUGGCUCUGCUGGAGGCCCAGGCAGCCACUGGGGGGCUCGUGGACCCUGCCCAGGGCCAGCUGCUCCCCGUGUCUGAGGCCCUGCGUCAGGGUCUGGUCGGCCUGGAGCUGAAGGAGAAGCUGCUGGCUGCUGAACGUGCAGUCACUGGGUACCCUGACCCCUAUGGGGGUGAGAGGCUGGCUCUCUUCCAGGCCAUCGGGAAAGAAGUUGUGGACAGGGCACUGGGCUGGGGCUGGCUAGAGGCCCAGCUGGCCACGGGGGGCCUGGUAGAUCCCAUCCAGGGCGUGCGUGUGCCCCCAGAGCUGGCCUGCCAGCAGGGCCUCCUGGACCAGGAGACAUGGCGUGGACUGUCAGAGCGUGAGCCAGGCUCAGGUGCUCCGGGCUUCCUGGAUCCCAACACGCUUGAGCAGCUGUCCUACAGUGAGCUGCUGGGCAGGUGUGUGCAGGCCCCCAGCACGGGGCUGGCCCUGCUGCCCCUGAAGACCACUUUCCGUACCCUGAGUGGGGCGGCGAGCUUGGCCGAGCUGCUGGAGGCAGGGAUCCUGGAUGAGGAGACAGCCCGGGGCCUGCAGGAGGGCAGGCUGGCAGUGCCAGAUGUGAGCGCACGCCCCCAGGUGCAGCGUUACCUGCAGGGCACCGGCAGUGUGGCGGGGGUUGUCCUGCUGCCUGCUGGCUGCAAGAAGAGCUUUUUUAAGGCUGUUGCCGAGCACCUGCUCCCAAUGGGUGCCGCACUGCCGCUCCUGGAGGCUCAGGUUGCCACCUGUGCCCUGGUGGACCCAGCCACCGGCCAGCAGCUCUCAGUGGAUGAGGCAGUCAGGGCAGGCCUGGUUGGCCCAGAGCUGCAUGGGCAGCUCCUGGAGGCAGAGCAGGCAGUGACCGGCUACCAUGACCCCUUCAGCGGCACACGCAUCCCCCUCUUCCAGGCCAUGAAGAAGAAGCUAGUGGACAGGCCUUGGGCACUGCGGCUCCUGGAUGCCCAGCUCACCACAGGCGGGCUGGUGUGUCCAGCCCACAGGCUCCGGCUGCCCCUGGAGGCUGCCCUGCGCUUUGGCUGCCUAGACGAGGAAACACAGCAGUGUCUCUCGCAGGCUGCUGGCUUCUGCGACCCCGGCACACAGGAGAGCCUUAGCUAUGCGCAGCUGCUGGCCCGCUGUGUCACCGAUCCGGAGACGGGGCUGGCCUUCCUGCCCCUCUUGGGGGGGCCCCUUGGAGAGGAGCCACAGGGACCCCCAUUCAUUGAGCACAGUACCCGCCAGGCUUUGAGUGCAGCCACUGCCACCGUCUCGGUGGGCAAGUUCCAGGGCCGGCCCGUGUCGCUGUGGGAGCUGCUCUUUUCUGAGGCUGUCCCCAAGGAGCAGAGGGCAAUGCUGGCCCAGCAGCACAAGAAAGGGGACCUCUCAGUGGAGGAGCUGGCAGCUGUGCUAACGACCACUGUGGAGCAAGCUGCAGUCACUACCAGGACCACCUUUGCUGGGCUGAGGGUCCCCGUGACAUCAAGAAAGCUGUUGGAAGCGGAGGUCAUCGGCCAGGAUGUGUAUGAGCAGCUGGAACGGGGACAGACCACGGCCCAGGAUGUGGGCAGACUGGACUUGGUGCAGAGGUACCUGUGGGGCACCGGCUGCAUUGCCGGCCUACUGCUGCCUGGCGCCCAGGAGCGGCUCAGUAUCUACGAGGCUUACAGGAAGCGGCUCCUGCGGCCGGGCACGGCCCUUAUCCUGCUGGAGGCACAGGCAGCCACCGGCUUCAUCAUUGACCCCCAAAAAAACAAGAGAUACUCCGUGGAGGAGGCGCUGAGGGCUGGCAUCAUCGGGCCCAACAUGUUCGCAAAGCUGCUGUCGGCCGAGCGCGCUGUCACCGGCUACAAGGACCCCUACACCGGGGAGCAGAUCUCCCUGUUCCAGGCCAUGAAGAAGGACCUGAUCGUCAGGGACCACGGCAUCCGCCUGCUGGAGGCCCAGAUCGCCACGGGCGGCGUCAUCGACCCGGUGCACAGCCACCGCGUGCCCGUGCACGUGGCCUACCAGCGCGGCUACUUCGACGAGGAGAUGAACCGGGUCCUGGCGGACCCGAGCGACGACACCAAGGGCUUCUUUGACCCCAACACGCACGAGAACCUCACCUACAUGCAGCUGAUGGAGCGCUGCGUGCGUGACCCUGAGACCGGUCUCUUCUUGCUGCCGCUCAGCAGUGUACAGCCCAAGCUGGUGGACAGUGCCACCCGGCAGGCCUUCCAGAGCCUGCUGUUGUCAGUGAAGCAUGGGCGAUUCCGGAGGCAGCAGGUGUCCGCGUGGAAGCUGCUCAACUCUGAGUACUUCAGCGAGACCUGCAGGAGGCAGCUGCUGCACAGCUACCAGCAGCGCAAGGUCUUGCUGAGCCAGCUCCCACAGCUGCUGGAGAGGGAGGUGGGGAGGGGCGCAGGUGUCACGCUGCCUGUGCUGCGAGGCCAGGUCACCGCCCACGAGCUCCUGGAGGCCCACAUCAUUGACCAGGAGCUCCUGGAGAGGUUGCUGGUGGGGGCGGUCAGCCCCGAGGCCCUCCUCCACAUGGACAGUGUCCGCAAGUACCUGCGUGGCUCGGGCGCCGUGGGCGGCGUACUGCUGCAGCCCUCCCGCCAGCGACUCAGCCUCUACCAGGCCAUGAAGCAGAAACUGCUGGGGCCAGGAGUGGCCUUGGCCCUACUGGAGGCCCAGGCAGCCACCGGAGCCAUCACGGACCCCCACAGUCUGGAGACCCUGUCGGUGGCAGAGGCUGUGCGCAGGGAGCUGGUGGGGCCAGAGCUGUACGCCAGGCUGAGACGGUCUGAGGACGCUGUGACUGGCUUCAGAGACCCCUUCUCUGGGGAGCGGGUGUCCCUGUUCCAGGCCAUGAAGAAGGGGCUUGUCCGCGUGGAGCAGGCUACCCGCCUCCUGGAGGCCCAGGUGGCCACAGGAGGGGUCAUUGACCCCAGAGGCCACUACCACCUCCCCAUGCCUGUGGCCACCCAGCGUGGCUUCAUCGACCAGGAGAUGGAGACGGCCUUGUCCAGCUCCUCUGAGACCUUCCCCACGCCAGACGGCCGGGGACAUACCAGCUAUGCCCGGCUUCUGGAACAGUGUCUGAAGGACGAGUCCUCAGGCCUUUACCUCCUGCCUCUGCCGGAAAGUGCUCCUGCUGUGCCCACAGACCAGCAGGUCCAGGAGACCCUGCAGGCCACACUGGGGACCGAGGACGGCAAGUCUCUGUGGGAGCUGCUGGUCUCCUGCCACUUCACCGAGGAGCAACGGAGGGGCUUCCUGGAAGACUUCAGGGUGGGGAAGACCACUGCGCACCAGCUGCAGGUGGCUGUGCGGACCUGGCUGCAGGGGGCAGAGCUCCUGGCACGGGCCCGCAUUACUGUGCCUGGCCCGCGGGGCCAGGUUCCUGCUGUCUGGCUGCUGGAUGCUGGCAUCAUCACCCAGGGUACCCUGGCAGCACUGGCUCAGGGCACGCAGUCGCCUGCUGAGGUUGCCGAGGAGCCUGCAGUGAAGGCCUGCCUGUGGGGCACGGGCUGUGUGGCUGGGGUACUGCUGCAGCCCUCAGGGACCAAGGCCAGCAUCACCCAGGCGGUGAGGGAUGGCCUCCUGCCUGUGGGCAUGGGGCAGAGACUGCUGGAGGCCCAGGUGGCAUCAGGCUCCCUCAUUGACCCUCUGACAAACCAGAGACUGUCGGUGGAAGGUGCCAUCAAGGCUGACCUGGUAAGUGGCACACUGAGCGAAAAGCUCCGGCAGGCCGAGAGGGCGGCGGCCGGGUACACAGACCCCUACUCAGGGGGCUCCCUCUCGCUGUGGCAGGCCAUGGAAAAGGGGCUUGUGCCCCAGAUCGAGGGCCUCCCCCUCCUGCAGGCACAGCUGGCCACAGGGGGCGUGGUGGACCCUGUCUAUGGGGUCCACCUGCCCCAGGCGGUAGCCUGUAGGCGCGGCCUUCUGGACGAGGUGACAGGCCAGGCGCUGACUGGGACAGACGAGGACAGCAAGUUCUUCUUUGACCCCAACACGCAGGACAAGGUGACGUACCAGCAGCUCAAGGAACGCUGUGUCCUUGACACUGACACUGGCCUGUGGCUGCUUCCGCUUCCCCAGGACGCGGCGUCUGAGGUGGACGACCACACAGCUGUGGCCCUGAGGGCCAUGAAGGUCCCUGUUGGUGCUGGGAGGUUCAAAGGGCUCACGGUGUCACUCUGGGACCUGCUGCACUCAGAAUAUGUCAGUGUCCCCAAGCGGCGGGAGCUGGCGGCGCUCUGCCAGUCCGGGAGGGCCACAGCCCUGCGGCAGGUGGUCAGCGCAGUCACCGCCCUGGUCGAGGCCUCAGAGAGGGAGCCCUCACAGGCCUUCUUCAGAGGACUCCGGAAACAGGUGUCAGCCAGAGACCUGUUCAGGUCCCAGCUAAUUGACAAGAAGACGUUGGAUGAGCUGAAUCAGGGAACAAGGACCGUGCAGGAGGUGACACAGAUGGACAGCGUGAGGCAGUUCUUGGAAGGAAGCAACUUCAUCGCCGGGGUUCUGAUUCAGGGCACGAAGGAGAAGAUGAGCAUCUCAGAGGCCCUGAGGAGGCACAUCCUGCGGCCGGGCACGGCCCUGGUGCUGCUGGAGGCCCAGGCAGCCACCGGCUUCCUCAUUGACCCAGUGAAGAACCAGAAGCUGACUGUGGAAGAGGCAUUCGCAGCAGGGAUGUUUGGCAAGGAAACCUACCAGAAGCUGCUGUCAGCCGAGCGCGCCGUCACCGGCUAUACCGACCCCUACACCGGGGAGCAGAUCUCCCUGUUCCAGGCCAUGAAGAAGGACCUGAUCGUCAGGGACCACGGCAUCCGCCUGCUGGAGGACCCCGACACGGGGCUGUACAUGUUACAAAUUGUAAAGAAAGGAGAGACAUACAUGUACAUCGAUGAAGCCACCAGGCAGGUUCUGAGAUCCAAAACUGUGACAAUGCACGUGGGGAGGUUUGCAGGUCAGAGACUGUCCUUGUGGGACCUGCUGUCAUCUCAGUACCUGACAGAGGAUCAGCGGCGGAAGCUGGUUCAGCAGUACAGAGCCCAAACCGUGCAUCUAGACCAGUUGCUGGAGAUCAUCACCGCCACAGUCGAAGACACAGAGAAGCAAAACCAAGCCAUCAAGGUGCCAGGCAUUGGUGGGGAAGUGACAGCUGCAGAGUUGUUCAAUGCUGGAAUCAUCAAUAAAAAGACCCUGGACACACUACACAAGGGGAAAGGUGGCGGAGAGGCCCUCAGCAGGCUAGAGCACGUGAAGACCUACCUGGAAGGCCGUGGCUGUAUUGCGGGGGUGACCGUCCCCCACACCCAGGAGGUGAUGAGUGUCUACGAGGCCAGCACAAGAGGACUCAUCCCCAUGUGGUUAGCGGCUCUGCUGCUGGAGGCACAGGCAGCCACAGGCUUCAUGCUGGAUCCGCGGAGCCACCAGAGGCUCUCUGUGGACGAGGCCAUGGCUGCCAGCCUUGUGGGCGAGGAGCUGCAGGAAAGGCUCCUAAAUGCUGAGAAGGCCGCCAAAGGCUACACGGACCCAACCACGGGGGAAACAAUCUCACUGUUCCAGGCCAUGGAGAGGAAAUUAGUGAGUCGGGAGGAGGCGCUCAGACUGCUGGAGGUGCAGGUGGCCACGGGGGGCGUGGUCGAUCCCCGGCACCACCUCCGGCUCCCACUGGACAUGGCCUACAGGCGCAGCUGUCUGCACCACGACAUAUACCCACUUGUUUCAGAUCAGAACCACAUGAAUAAGAGGUUUGUGGAUCCCAACACGUAUGAGAAGGUGACAUACCAGGAGCUUCAGGAGAGGAGCCGCCGGGAAGAGGGGGCAGGCUGGGCUUUAUUCCCCAUGGUCCGGGACACAAAGGACUGCACGUAUGUCGACGAGGCAACGAGGAGGGUCCUGGAGACCGAGCGAGUGGAAGUCACAGUGGGCAGGUACAGGGGCCAGAAGCCAACAGUAUGGGAGCUGCUGAACUCCGAAUAUGUGACAGAGGAGAAAAAGCUGGAGUUAGUCGGUAAAUACAAAAGAGACACUGUGCAUGCACUAGAAAAGGUGAUAAAGAUUAUUGUCACAAUGAUUGAUGAGAAGGAGAAGACCAGUAAGCAGUUGUGGUUUAGAGGCUUCAGGAGACAUAUCACGGCCAUAGAACUCUUCCGUUCCACCAUCAUUACCAAGGAAACGUUGGAGGAACUUGAGGCGGGGCGCAAGACGGUCGAUGAGAUCACGAAAGACAAGAACGUCAAGCGCUAUCUGGAGGGCACGAGCUGCAUCGCGGGCGUGCUGGUGCCCACCAAGGACAAGCCCGGGCAGCAGGAGAAGAUGAGCAUCUACCAGGCCAUGUGGAAGGGCAUCUUACGCCCGGGCACGGCCCUGGUGCUGCUGGAGGCCCAGGCGGCCACCGGCUUCGUCAUCGACCCGGUGCGCAACCAGAGGCUGUCCGUGGAGGAGGCGGUGGCCGCGGGCGUGGUGGGCGGCGAGAUCCGGGAGAAGCUGCUGUCGGCCGAGCGUGCCGUCACCGGCUACAAGGACCCCUACACCGGGGAGCAGAUCUCCCUGUUCCAGGCCAUGAAGAAGGACCUGAUCGUCAGGGACCACGGCAUC
Molecule: messenger RNA, 6919 nt
Organism: Hipposideros armiger (great roundleaf bat)
Lineage: Eukaryota; Metazoa; Chordata; Mammalia; Chiroptera; Hipposideridae
Gene: EPPK1
Product: epiplakin 1
Exons: 3
Biological process (GO): wound healing; intermediate filament bundle assembly
Cellular component (GO): membrane; cytoplasm; cytoskeleton
Molecular function (GO): structural molecule activity; keratin filament binding
Source: RefSeq, a predicted model, not a curated record